Molecule: messenger RNA, 2675 nt
Organism: Magnolia sinica
Lineage: Eukaryota; Viridiplantae; Streptophyta; Magnoliopsida; Magnoliales; Magnoliaceae
Product: subtilisin-like protease SBT1.4
Exons: 1
Coding region: 170-2449 (759 amino acids)
Biological process (GO): proteolysis
Molecular function (GO): serine-type endopeptidase activity
Source: RefSeq, a predicted model, not a curated record
AACCUUCCAAAUGAUAAUCGGAUCGACCACGUGGGCCACGUUGAUCGGGCAUAUAUGAUUUGUGUUUUUCUAAUGGAAAAUCAGCACAUGCGUAACAGCUAGUUGUGAAUAUAGUAGCUCCCUUCCAUUACUCAAACUCAUCGGCUGUCCUCCAAAGGAGAAGGAAAGCAUGGGAAAUUCAUCCAUCCUCCUCUUCCUUCUCCUCUCUCUCAUCUCCACCGUACAUUCACAUGAUCACCACUCCACAUACAUUGUCCACGUCUCAAAAUCUCAAAAACCAGCCAUCUUCAUGACCCACCAUCACUGGUACUCAUCCACCCUCAUGACCCUCCCUCAAUCUCCCCACCCCACCAAAAUCCUCUACACCUACGAUCACGCCAUCCAUGGCUUUGCAGCCCGCCUCACCCCAUCCCAAGCAGCCGCUCUCCAAGAUCUCCCUGGAAUCCUCUCCGUCCAAUCAGAACGGAUCCACCAUCUAGACACCACGCACACUCCCAAGUUCCUAGGCCUUGCCGACGUCUCCGGCAUCUGGCCCAAUUCAGAUUACGCCAAUGACAUCAUCAUCGGCGUCCUGGACUCCGGGAUCUGGCCUGAACGGCGCAGCUUCUCUGAUACCGGCCUCUCAGCUGUGCCUGCCAGCUGGAAAGGCUCAUGUGAGACUGCCACCAAUUUCUCCACCUCCGCCUGCAACAGAAAACUUAUUGGAGCGAGAGCCUACUACGCCGGAUAUGAAGAAUAUUUACAAAAGAAGAUGAACGAGACCCUCGAAUCAAGAUCGCCGAGGGACACCGAAGGCCAUGGGACCCACACAGCAUCAACGGCAGCCGGGUCUACUGUAACAAGCGCCGGGUUUUAUAAUCUCUCCAUCGGCGAAGCGAGGGGAAUAGCAACCAAGGCGAGGAUUGCCGUCUAUAAGAUCUGUUGGCUGAGCGGUUGCUUCGAUUCAGACAUACUUGCAGCCAUGGACGAAUCGAUUGCUGAUGGGGUCCACAUAAUUUCUCUCUCCCUCAGCUUCAACAUGCCAGCUGGUGACUACGAUAACGACUCGAUCGCCAUUGGAUCAUUCGGCGCCGUACAGAGAGGCGUCCUCAUCUCCGCUUCAGCAGGGAACGAUGGGCCCACUCCUGGCAGUGUCAUGAACAUCGCACCGUGGAUUUUCACUGUAGGCGCUUCAACGGUCGAUAGAGAAUUCCCCGCUAAUGUUGUUCUUGGAGACGGUACAACCUACAGUGGAGUGUCGCUUUACUCCGGCGAACCGUUUGAUUCCUCUGAUCUCUCUCUCGUCGACGGUGGAUCCUGCUUGAAGCUCAAAUCAUCUACGGUCCGUGGGAAGAUCGUCGUCUGCAACGACGACAGUGACGGAUUAAUCAUUAGGAAGGGAGAUGUAGUCAAACGGGCUGGCGGAGUCGGGAUGAUCGCCGCAGAUAGCUACAACGAAGUGCCGUCUGCAGAACUGCAUCUCAUCCCUGCUACAAAUGUAGGUAAGACCGCAGGCGCCAGCAUCCGGAAAUACAUCCAAUCAAAAUGGUGGCCGUGGUCUUCACCGACUGCUACCAUCGUAUUCAAACGAACGGUGAUCAGCAAUUCACCAGUAUCUCCUAAGGUUGCACGGUUCUCCAGCCGUGGGCCCACCAAUAAAAUUCCGGAGAUUCUCAAGCCGGAUGUGAUAGCGCCCGGCGUCAAUAUCUUAGCGAGCUGGACCGGGUUCACCAGCCCGACCAAUCUCGAAAUCGACCCGAGACGGGUUGAAUUCAACAUUAAAUCUGGUACGUCGAUGGCCUGUCCACACGUAAGUGGGCUUGGGGCUUUACUCCGAAAGGCCCACCCUCAGUGGAGCCCAGCUGCUAUAAAAUCCGCCCUCAUGACAACUUCAUACAACGUGGACAGUUCUGGCGGGAAUUUUGAAGAUCAAGGCACGAGAAACGAAUCCACACCGUUCAUUCAUGGGGCCGGACAUGUGGAUCCCAACAAAUCUCUCAAUCCAGGCCUGAUUUAUGAUAUCAACACCGAUGAUUACGUGGCAUUCCUCUGCGCCAUUGGAUAUGGUGUUGAUCGGAUUGCCGUCUUCAUCAAGGAUAAAGCCGCCGUUAACUGCUCGGCGAAAUCCAUGGCUAGUCCGGGAGAUCUGAACUACCCAUCUUUCUCUGUGGUUUUCAAAUCCAACAGAGAUGUAGUUCAGCGUCGAAGGGUCGUUACUAACGUUGGUGGGGCAGGAUCUGUUUAUGUAGCCAACAUUACAGGCCCAUCAACGGUUCAGAUCAACGUUUCGCCGAGUAAGCUUGUGUUUAGUGCACAAAACCAAAGCUUAUCGUAUGUGAUCACGUUUGCUUCGAUCGCUGAUCCAACGGCCAGCAUGGGGUUUGGUUCGAUCACGUGGAUUGAUGGGGCCCAUGUUGUCCGAAGUCCUAUUGCUAUUUGCUGGAGCCCAAGCUCGGUAUCUUCUAUUUGAAUUAGAAGAUGCGAUUCAAGACGUCCAUUUGGUGAUUGGAUCAUCUAUCAGAAAUGAUGUAAUGGUCAUUUCAAUGGUCUGAGAUCUGGACCCGACCAGGACCCGGUUCUUUCAGCGGGUCUAUCCUAACCGGGUAGGAUUAUCCAUGUGUUCGGUAGGAUUUCUGCACCGUUGAUCAUCUGCUUGAUCCAGAAUGGCCAUUGGAUUAUCCAUGUGUUCUAACCAU